Messenger RNA from Rhizophagus irregularis DAOM 181602=DAOM 197198, 387 nucleotides. RefSeq lists its product as uncharacterized. The record is from RefSeq and is a predicted model, not a curated record. Lineage: Eukaryota; Fungi; Glomeromycota; Glomeromycetes; Glomerales; Glomeraceae.
AUGCAGCAAGUAAUGGUGAAAAACGUUGUUAUCAUAAGGAAAAAACAAUGUGAAAUUUGUGUAGAUUGGUUUAAGGCUGGAAAAUCAAACAGUCAUUUUAGGAGACCAUGUAAAGGAAAAGGAAAAAUGGAAGUAAAGAUUGAAAAAUGUAGAAAUUGUAACAGAGAAAUAUCAAAGUCAAAUUUUAAAAGACACAGAAAAAUAUGUGAAAAAUUUAAUAUCAAAGAAAAGGAUACCCAAAUAUUACAUUUGUAUACACUGACAAUAAUGCAUAAAUACAUGAAAAUGAUGGAAAUAAAAAGGAGACAAACAAAAAGGUGGUUAAAGAAUAUUGAACUUGAAUCAAUUCCACCAACACAAAUGUAUCAACAUUUGCCAGAAGAAUAG